Molecule: messenger RNA, 1311 nt
Organism: Saccharomycodes ludwigii
Lineage: Eukaryota; Fungi; Ascomycota; Saccharomycetes; Saccharomycodales; Saccharomycodaceae
Gene: STB3
Product: Stb3p
Exons: 1
Coding region: 1-1311 (436 amino acids)
Biological process (GO): positive regulation of transcription from RNA polymerase II promoter by glucose
Cellular component (GO): nucleus
Molecular function (GO): sequence-specific DNA binding
Source: RefSeq, a predicted model, not a curated record
AUGCCAAGUAAUACUACUCUGAACGAUAAUUACAAUAAGAAACAAUUAAACACCACCACCAUUCCAGCUGACGGCCAACAGCAACGUGUUUUAUCUACUCAUGCUCAAAAUAUAGUGAACAACAAUGAUAUUACAUCCAAAAUUCACCCGUAUAUGUUGAGUGAUUUAUUAUUGCAAAAAGGUCCUUUAGCUAUCAGAUUUAUCACCAACGGUUUGGACAAGGAUGUUCCCGGGUUUAAAAAACUAAGUGCUUCUAAACAAAGAAGGGUUAUAAUGAGUUUAUUAGAAAAUGGUGAUGAAUUGAACUCUGUAGUCUUUGAAAAAAUAGGUUGGGGUCAAUGGAGGGCUAGAAAAGUUGAGGACCCUAAGGAUUUCAAAAAAGAAUUGGCCUCGGUGUUGGCUGCCAAUGAGAAAAUCAAUAAUGACUUGAAAACUCAACAACAAUUGAGUCAUAGUUUUGAGAAUGGAUUGCAAGAGAGAAAGAAUUUUAUCAAACAAAAUAACAGCCAUAUAACUGCUAACAAAUUAAAUAAUAACAGUUAUUUUGACGAAAACGUAUUAGCUUCAUCAUCAUCAUCAACAUCUUCUUCUUCCCCACCAUCCGAUAACGAAAAUAAUGACAACAAUGAUGUAUUUUUUGAAGAUGAUGAGGAAGAAGACUAUUUCCAUAGCAUGGACAAGAAUAGGAGAAAAUCUAGUGUAUUGUUAAGUGAAAGACCAUCUCCCCCAACCGCUAAUAGCACUAAUAAUGCAACUAUUUCCAAAAUAGUAAAAAUAACACAUCGUAGGAAAUCAUCAACUAGAAGAAACAGUAGUAAUAAAAAUGACUUUUUAUUCAAUAAUAACAACAAUAAUAAUAACAACAGCAACAACAAUGGAAAUAGUCACAGUGCUACUUCCUCUAACAACGCGAUAAAUAUAAUUCAAGACAAUAACGUUACGGAAACUAACAGUAUUAUAAAUACUACAAAAAAUAAAAGCAAGAAUAACAACAACGGUAAAAAUAAAGAUUUUGGAGAUGAAAAUAUGCCUCGUAUAAGUAAUACAGAAUCUUGUGUUAGAACAACUGUUUCAUUAGCUACCCCAGCUUCCAAUAAUGACAAACUAUAUCAAGAACAGCAACAUUCUGAUACAGACGAUGAAGACUGGGCGAGCAUAGGUCCCGAGAAAUUAAGGAUAUUAAAGAAAAAUUGUCGUUUUAUGGAUAACAAUGGUGGUACUGGUACUGCCAUAGGUAAUGAUGCUGCUAAUAUAGACGAGACUACUAAUGCUGCAUUUUUAUUAAUGAAAUUGAAAUCUGAACAAAAGUAA